Molecule: messenger RNA, 996 nt
Organism: Gloeophyllum trabeum ATCC 11539
Lineage: Eukaryota; Fungi; Basidiomycota; Agaricomycetes; Gloeophyllales; Gloeophyllaceae
Exons: 4
Coding region: 1-996 (331 amino acids)
Source: RefSeq, a predicted model, not a curated record
AUGGCGUCCAUCCCCCCUUCCAGGCUCAGCAGCGCUGCCUCCGACACAGUGACCGGGACACCUCCAGUUCCCCCGGUAGCCGAGCCCACUGGCGCCUUCCUGCCUUCUACUUUCACCACCGCUGUUGCCGAGACCUCGAUAAGGACAUCGCCGGUCGCGAGCCCCGUCUCCCAGGGCACUCGAGGUUCAGCGGCAUCGAUGAGCACUAAUUCUGUGGCAGCGAGCGCACCUUCGCUCGUCACAGCUUGUCAGGGCCAGAGAUGCACUCGGCGGCCCAACGUGGAUGCCCUGGUGGGGGGGAUUGUAGGAGGACUAGUCGGACUUAUGACCAUCUUGUUGUUGCUGUGGGUUGGCAGGACAUAUUCGCGUUCGAAAAAAAGAGGGCAAACCGAGAUGCACGACGGAGUCCCUGUCAGUGUUCAAAAUGGCGGGCUCAAUUUUGGGCACGAGUCAAAUUCGACUCAUCUGUCAAGCUACCUAUCUCCCGAGCCACUUCCUCUCUCGAGUCAGUCUGCACCUACACCUAGGGAGACCAGUGAUUUCAGCAACGACGCUCAUUCUCUAAGACAGGAUUACGGAUUGGACCCAGAGAGUCCAGAACGAGCUCCAUAUACGGAGUCAGUUCGCCCUCUGGCCGCAGAUGAAACAACCGAACACUACCUGGGGAGACAACUGCAGCAGCGAAAACAAGAGCUGUCUCGGAUGGUACAAGAGCACCAGCGGUCGCUCGCGGACCUCAGAGCAGUCAGUGACAGUGAAGCUUCGUUGGAGAGUGCUCACUUGCCCAAUGCCACGGUGACUACUUCCUCUAGUCAUACGACAGCGGCCUUGCGUGGAAUUCUGGAGCAAAUGGAAGUCAUGCAGGAUGAAUUGCGUAGGUUGCGGACGGAACUAUCAUUGCUUCAAGACGGCCCACCUCCAGAGUAUGUCUCGCAAGGAAUGACUAAAGCUGCGAAGUGUUUGAAACUAGAGAUGUCUUGGUGGGUUAUCGGAUGA